AUGUUUCCGUUACGAAGGAUAUUUAUUAAGAAAAACCUGAUAAUCAGGCCGCUGUCUAAUAAACGUCAAACUGCCACAAAUAUUCAAGAAAUCGAAGUUAAAUCAGUGUUCCACAAUGUUUCCAGCUAUAAGAAUAAGACGGCAAUUAUUGACAAUACUGGCAAUUACACCUUUGGGAGUAUUUUUGCCGAAGCUGAUAGCCUAUCCAAGAAAAUUGUAAUUCAGUUAAACGGAAAAACUGGCGAACGAGUUUUGUUUUUAUGUCCCAACGAUGCCAGUUAUGUGGUGACAAUUUGGGCCAUUUGGUUGGCAGGACAAAUUGCUGUUCCUCUAAGCCCUCUUCAUCCAGAAUCUCUUCUGGAAUACUACGUAGAAGACACCAAGAGUCAGCUUCUACUCUCCUCACUACAGUUUGAAAACCAAAUGGGAGAGUUAUCCAAAAAAUUAAAUAAAAGCUUGAUGGUCCUGGAUAACAACUUAUUAAAACUAGAUAGUUCCAAAAGAGUGAUCGAUGAUUCCUCACAAGAUUCCUUAUUACCUUACGUGAAAAGUGAAGCAAUGAUUUUGUAUACUAGUGGCACAACUGGAAAACCUAAAGGAGUGGUUUUGACACAUAAAAACAUUUUUACUCAAAUGAAGAUUUUGACUGAAUCAUGGAAAUGGUCGGAUAAAGAUGUUAUUUUACACACGUUGCCUCUACACCAUGUGCAUGGUACUAUAAAUGCCUUAUUUUGCCCACUUUUUAUGGGUGCAACUACUAUAAUGCUACCAAAGUUUAAUGCUAAAGAAGUGUGGUCUUAUUUGCUAAAUAGACAGAAUAAAAAUAACGAUAAGGUUUCUGUUUUUAUGGCAGUUCCAACCAUUUACUCCAAGUUGGUUGAGGAAUUUAACAAUAAUUUACAUAAAGAAGCUGAGGACAUUAGGCAAUAUUUGGUAAAUAACUUUAGGCUUAUGGUUAGUGGUUCAGCCCCUUUACCAGAACCUUUAUUUAACAGAUGGUAUGAAAUCACUGGCCAUCAACUUCUUGAGCGUUACGGUAUGACUGAAAUAGGCAUGUGCCUCUCAAAUGCCUACAAAGCUGAACGGGAGCCGGGAUAUGUAGGAUUACCCUUACCAACAGUUUCAGUGGCCUUAGCUGAUCAGGAAACUGGAAAAAUCUUAUUAAAGUAUGACGAAAAUACUGCUAACUCUAACUUGGAAGAUGUUUCAGGAGAACUUCUUGUAAAAGGAGACAGCGUCUUUAAAGAAUAUUUUAAUAAACCAAAAGAGACUGCUAAAGAGUUUAAUCAAGACGGUUGGUUUAAAACGGGUGACAUGGCACAAUACGUAAAAAACAAAAAUAAAAUAAAAAUGCUAGGAAGAAAAAGUGUGGAUAUCAUUAAAAGUGGUGGCUAUAAAAUAAGCGCAUUGCAAAUUGAAACCCUUUUGUUAGCUCACCCUGAUAUUAAAGAAUGUGCGGUUUUGGGGGUGCCAGAUGUGACUUAUGGUGAAAAAGUUGCGGCUGUUUUAGUGCUCGAGGAGGGACAUAAGAUAGACUUUGAGGACUUAAGGGAGUGGGCCAAAGAAAAAAUGCCAAAAUACUGGAUUCCUAGUAUAUUGAAGAUUGUGAAAGAGAUUCCUAAAAAUGCUAUGGGUAAAAUUAAUAAGAAAGCACUUCUUAAAGAGCUAUUUUAAAAAAAAAUUGGGGGUUUUUAAGUAUUAUACAGAAUGUUACAAAAUUCGGCGCAUAUAUUUUAAAAGCAUAUUGUUGGAGACAAAGUAAGACUUUUUUCCCUAUAAACAGGUGUCCUAAAAUGCUCCCCCUCAGAGCUACAGCCUGCGCAAAUUGCUUGAAGAAAAUCGAUUAUUUGGUACACUGACUACAGUUAUACGUAAAAUCUUCUGAAAAUUUGGAACUCGUUUUUUUUUUUGAGUGCUUUUGACAUUUUCCAUCCCAAAAAUGGUGGAAACCCAGAUUUAGGAGGGCUUACCCUUGUAAUGGCCCAUAACUUAGAUAAGAACUUUGAAAAUCUAGAACAGCAUCUAGUUAGCAAUGAAAAAAUCUAAAAUUAUUGAAUAUUUUCGAUACAUUUAAUUUGAUUUCACAAAAAUUAAAGCCGUCACGGCCCACUUCGUUUUUUCUAAUAUGAUAGUUUAAUCAGGCAAUAAUGCUCCUCUUUCGUUUCUCAGCGAUUUUCUCAAAAACGGUUAAUUGUAUAUCAAAAAAAUGGAAGAAAUCAAAAUUUUAGAUUUUUUCCAUAGCUAACUAGAUGCUGUUGCUAGAUUUUUUAUUUUCUUAUAGGAAUCGCGACCAUCAGAAGGGUAAAGGGUAAGCCUCCCUGAAUCCUUUUAGAUUUACAUCAUUUUAGCGAUGGAAAAUUUAAAAAACUCCUAAGAAACGGAGAAAAAUUUUCAGAAGAUUUGACGCAUAAAUGUAGUCAUAGUUCUAAAUAAUCGAUUUUCAUUAAUCAAUUUGCGCGGGCUGUAACUCUGAGAGGGAUCAUUUUAAGACACAUGUUUAUAGCAAAACAAAGUCCUAUUUUGACUCCAAUAAUACACUCUGAAAGUAUGUGCACCGAAUUUUGUAACAACACCCUGUAUAUGUUGUCAGUAUAUUUGAUUAGGUUGGGAGAAAUACAGUAAUUAUUUUAUGAAGUAAAAUAGUUUUGUUUAAUUCUAAAAGUAUAAUGAAGGAUCAUAAGAAAUGAUGACAAAUAUCCCAAAUCUUCGGGAGGAAAUUAAAACUAGUUUUAAUGUUCUCCCGAAGAUGCUAAAAUUGUUAGCGGAAUACAUGUCCAGAAUAAGUUGGUAAAACUGUUGUUGUAUGAUUUGAGUGUCAUACUGAAGGUUCCAACUAUAGGACUAUGCAAAUAUCUCAGUAUAUUUAUUUAUGUUA
Molecule: messenger RNA, 2875 nt
Organism: Anthonomus grandis grandis
Lineage: Eukaryota; Metazoa; Arthropoda; Insecta; Coleoptera; Curculionidae
Product: malonate--CoA ligase ACSF3, mitochondrial-like
Exons: 4
Coding region: 1-1674 (557 amino acids)
Biological process (GO): fatty acid metabolic process
Molecular function (GO): medium-chain fatty acid-CoA ligase activity
Source: RefSeq, a predicted model, not a curated record